Messenger RNA from Arabis nemorensis, 441 nucleotides. The record is from the annotation of a GenBank genome assembly. NCBI's taxonomy places the organism in Eukaryota, Viridiplantae, Streptophyta, Magnoliopsida, Brassicales, Brassicaceae.
AUGGCUAGCAAUAUUAUCUUGUUCGAAGAUAUCUUCGUGGUCGGUGCACUUGACCCUGAUGGUAAAAAGUUCGAUAAAGUUACUCGUGUUGAAGCUAGGAGCCACAAUUUGGAAAUGUUUAUGCAUUUAGAUGUUAACACUGAGGUUUAUCCGAUGGCUGUUGGCGAUAAGUUCACAUUGGCGAUGGCUCCUACCCUUAAUCUCGAUGGAACCCCUGAUACCGGAUAUUUUACCCCGGGAGCAAAGAAGACACUUGCGGAUAAGUAUGAAUACGUCAUGCAUGGGAAGCUUUACAAGAUCACUGAGCGUGACGGCAAAACUCCAAAAGCAGAGCUAUAUGUUUCGUUCGGUGGCCUGCUGAUGUUGCUUCAAGGAGAUCCAGCGCACAUUUCUCACUUCGAACUCGACCAGAGGCUCUUCCUACUUAUGAGGAAGCUGUGA